UUCUUAAUGAAACACAGUCCAACAAUACACUCUCUCUGUCCUAUAUAUAUAGGGCUUAGUUACUGUGACCCCUCAGCCUCGCUUUCUCCGAUCUCAGCCGAAAUAAAAACAUCCCCCCUCAGUCUUCAUCAACUCUCUCAUCCUCCCUCUCCAACCCAUCUCACUCCGGCAAAACAUGUCAACCAUGUCAACUUUGCGAAUUCCAUCCCAAUGCAUGUUCAGACAUGCACCCCAGAAUCGUUUCACCAGUUCUAUCGUUAAGUUAUCAUCUCCUCUUGGAUCUGUGAAGAAUAUCUCCAAGGCCUUUGGCUUGAAAGCAUCCUCCAACUUCCGAGCAUCAAUGGCAGUACACAAGGUCAAGCUGGUUGGACCAGACGGUGCGAAGUACGAGUUUGAUGCUCCAGAUGAUGCAUACAUCUUAGAUUCAGCUGAGAAUGCAGGAGUUGAGUUGCCGUAUUCUUGCAGGGCUGGGGCCUGCUCUACCUGUGCAGGGAAGCUGGUGGCAGGUUCAGUGGACCAGUCCGAUGGCUCGUUCCUUGAUGACAAUCAAAUGAAGGAGGGUUAUGUGCUGACCUGUGUCGCGUACCCAACUUCAGAUGCUGUGAUUCACACUCACAAGGAAAGUGAGCUAUAUUAGGUGCUUUGCUGUUGGAAUUGAGUAGAAAGUUUGGAAGUGUUGCUAGAUUUAUUAUGCAUCUCAUGUUGUCAAGGCUCUCGUAGACCUUCUCUUUGUUCUAUUUUGGUGGGGGUUUGUUGUGGAAUGGCAGUGCAUCUAGAUGUUAAUGGUUGCCGAAUUGAUUUCUGUAGGUGGCGCUUUAAUUCAGUUCUUAUUCAAGGGAUAGAUUCAAGACCUGUCCCAAAGCGUUUGUAGAAAAAUUCACAAAUUAAAUUUGCUUCA
Messenger RNA from Prunus mume (Japanese apricot), 898 nucleotides. It is a transcript of the gene FD3, whose product is annotated as ferredoxin 3. Gene Ontology annotation, biological process: electron transport chain. The record is from RefSeq and is a predicted model, not a curated record. NCBI's taxonomy places the organism in Eukaryota, Viridiplantae, Streptophyta, Magnoliopsida, Rosales, Rosaceae. Gene Ontology annotation, cellular component: plastid. Gene Ontology annotation, molecular function: electron transfer activity; 2 iron, 2 sulfur cluster binding.